CUCGUCUCUUUAUUCCAAACACUUUCUCUUUUUCUUCGUAUGAUUGUACGAAGUUCUUUUUCAUUCUGAGAUUUCAUUGGAGCUCUGCUACGUAAAAGUUUUCUGUCAUUUUCCUCACUCUGCUUUAGGAAUGCAGCAGCAGUGACUUAUUUGCAUAUAAAAGAACAGACCUGGAAAAGUUUCUUAGCUAAUAAACCCCAGAAGAAGAAAGACAAGGGAAUUAAGAUGGAAACUACUACAAGGAAGAAAAAAGAGAAAACAGUUCCAGGGUUGGUAGAUUUGGUGUUUUCUUGGUCUUUAAAGGACGUGCUGAACAGAGAUCUUUACAGAAACAAGGUUAAAGAAAUUCCAGAAACAUUCUUGUCAACUGAUCAUUACAUGAAGUCAUUCAUUACUCCCCUUGUUGAAGAAACACAUGCUGAUUUGCUCUCAAACAUGUUCACAGUUUCGCGAGCCCCGGCUCUUGAGGUUCUUGAUGUAAAAAUAUCAAAAGAUUUUAAGCCUCCCAAAGGCUUAUAUUACAAUAUUUUGUUGAAAAGAGCUACAGAGGGAGAGAACAACGAGUCGAAAACUGAAUCAAAAUAUGAACCUGAAGUUGGUGAUCUUAUUGCACUAACAGAUGUAAAACCAAAAAGAAUUGAGGAUUUGAACAGGCCUAAGAGAUCUUAUCUCAUUGCCAUAGUUCAAGGUAUGAAAGACGAAGGUUCGGAUAGGGUACCUAUCCUCUCUUCGCAGCCUAUUUCGUUUAAGAAACCAGACAGGGCAAAGGGUGAACAAGGAGACAAGCUUUUUAUUGUGUAUCUUUCUAAUUUGACAACAAAUAUUCGAAUAUGGAAUGCUUUGAAUUCAGACAAAGAAAAUGCAAACCUGAAGAUCAUUAAAACUGUGCUGACAAGUGAUCCAAAUAUUGGUGAAGUAGACUGCUCCCUUUGUUCCUUUAUAGAAACUAAAACUAAAAAUUCAAGGGCCAUUAUUCAGCCCUUUGGGCUAGAUAAUGCUCAACAAAAGGCUGUUAUAAGUUGUGUUGAAACAAGAGAAUGUGAUCACAGGAACACGGUUAAGUUAAUUUGGGGUCCUCCGGGAACUGGAAAGACUAAAACAGUUGCCUGCUUACUCUAUGUUCUGUUAAAAAUGAGAUGCAGAACUCUGACCUGUGCUCCUACGAACAUUGCUGUUUUGGGAGUUACAAAGAGGCUGAUGCAACACGUACAGGACGGUCAGGAGUAUGAUACAUAUGGUUUAGGAAACAUAGUUUUAUUUGGUAAUGGGGAAAGAAUGAAGAUCGAUGAUCAUGAAGAUCUGUUUGAUGUGUUUCUUAAUAACCGUGUUGAUGCUCUUGUUAGCUGUUUGUCUCCGAAUAAUGGGUGGAAAGUUGGUAUACAAUCCAUGAUAUGUUUGCUCGAGGAUCCUGAAGAGCAAUACCGUAAGUACUUAGAAAAACAAAAAGAUAAGGAACAUGACACUGAUGAUAAUCAAGACACAGAUGAUGAGGAAGAGGAAGAAAAAGGAAGCAGUACUAGUGAAGAAUCUAGUUUGAGUGAAAAAGAUCGCAAAAUCAAUGAUCAAGGAGUAGACAAAAAUAGGAAGAGUAAGUUGUGGAAGAAAUUUGUCCUUGAAACAUUAAAAGAGAACAAGAAGAAUGAUAAACAAAGUUCUCAAAGGAGGAACAACUCGAGAGCCGCUGGCGAGGCGAACAAGGUCAAGAAUGAAGGGGAGGCAAGCAACAAAGAAACCAGUGUUUGGACAUUUGAGGAGUUUGUUAUCAAAAGAUUCAAAUGGAUACAGAACCAAUUAAUAUUUUGUCUGACGAGCUUGUAUACACAUCUACCUACUUCUUUCAUUUCGCUAGAAGUAGCUAAGGAAAUGAUCAGAGUACUUAAGAUGCUUCAAACUCUUGGAACAUUGUUUGCUGCUGUGGAAACAUCAGAAGGGUUAAGAGAUAUUUCACACAGAACUGUAUCAAGGAGUAAGGCGAGACGUUUUGCAAAUUUGUAUGCAACCAAAAUGGAAUGCCUUAAAGUAUUGAAAUUUCUUAGUGAGAGUAUCUCUCUUCCAAAUUUAAUCGAUGACUACCAAAUUCGAAGUUUUUGUCUAAAAGGUGCGUGCUUGAUUUUCUGCACUGCUUCUAGCUCAUCGAAAUUGCACACAGAAGGAAUGACACCACUUGAGAUGGUGGUAAUUGAUGAAGCUGCUCAGCUGAAAGAAUGUGAAUCCACUAUUCCUUUACAACUCCCAGGUCUGCGCCAUGCUAUACUCGUCGGAGAUGAGAAACAAUUGCCUGCUAUGGUUCAGAGCAAGAUCUGUGAGAAGGCUGAAUUCGGCAGGAGCUUAUUUAAGAGGCUGGUAAUCUUAGGACACGAGAAGCACCUUCUCAAUGUUCAAUAUAGGAUGCAUCCAAAAAUAAGACUCUUCCCAAAUAGAGAGUUUUAUCAGAAGAAAAUUAUGGAUGGUCCUAAUGUGAAAGCAGCAGUAUAUGACAAGAGAUUUCUUGAAGGAGAUAUUUUUGGCUCCUAUUCAUUUAUUAAUGUAAGUAGCGGAAAUGAGGAGAUUGAUGACAAGCACAGCACGAAAAAUAUGGCAGAAGCUUUCGUUGUAGCUGAGAUAGUUGUCAACCUUCAUAAAGAAUCUGUCUCUUCGAAACAAAAGGUCCGUGUUGGCUGCAUAUCUCCUUACAAGGCUCAAGUGUUUGCUAUUCAACAAAUUCUUGGCAAGAAAUAUAGCACAGAUGUUAAAAGUGACUUCUCAGUGAAUGUUCGUUCUGUUGAUGGUUUUCAAGGGGGUGAAGAAGAUGUUAUAAUUAUCUCCACUGUUCGUUGUAAUGGAAGAGGAUCUGUUGGUUUCCUUUCUAAUCUUCAGAGAGCAAAUGUAGCACUGACUCGAGCAAGGUACUGUCUUUGGAUAUUGGGGAACGGCGCAACUUUGGUUAACAGUGGCUCCAUCUGGAGAAACUUAGUCAUUGACGCCAAGGCUAGACGUUGUUACUUUGAUGUUACUGACGACAAAAGAUUGAAUCAAGCAAUUUCAAAUGCAACCAUUGAGCUUGACCAAUUAGAAACAUUACUUAGAACGGAUUCCCCUGUAUUCGAAGCGGCCAAGUGGAAGGUUUUGUUUAGUGAAGAUUUCUCAAAAUCCAUGGCCAGAAUUAAGGAUGUGGAGAUUAGUAAAGAGGUGAUUUCCCUUUUGGUGAAGCUUUCAAAUGGCUGGCGUAAAUCAGAAAACAACAGAAUUCUCAGCAACAAGGGUGGGAAAUCUUCAGAACUGUUGGAGGUGUAUAGUGUCAAGCACUUAAAAUUGAUUUGGACCAUAGAUAUUCUGGAGCAGAACUCUACAUACUUUCAAGUAUUAAAGAUCUGGGACAUUUUACCAGGAUAUCAGAUACCAAAGUUGUCAAAGCAGAUUGACAUCCAUUUUGGUAAUUAUACAGUGGAUUUGAUGAAUCGUUGCAAAUGCAAGCGUGCUGAACGCGACUUAAUACUUCCAAUGACUUGGCCAAUUGAUGGAAAUGCUGUCUCAAGAACUAGCUCAGCUCAUGGUGAUCGAGACGAGAACUUGGCACGUCAACUGGCAGCUAUGAGUUUGAGGGAUAAACCAGGAUCUUCAAGAAGUUCCAAUAAUUUUCAGAAUUCCAAGAUGAAGAAACCAGGAACGUUCCGUGAAGUAAAACCAAACCUACUCGGCGAAGAUUUUAUGGAACGGUUUAUGCGCAACAAGUCCAACAGGAGACCUUAAAGUUUCAAUCUAAGCACAACUGCACAAGAGAGUUUGGAAUGGGGAUGGAUCUUGGUAUUCUUUGGUGCCUUUAUAUCAUGUCAUUUACUUCUUGAAUCGGCGCAUUUUGCUGUCAAGUUUAUUCCUUAAGUGUUUCAUUAAUGUUUAUUACAGCUAAAGUCUGUACAUAUAUUAUUAAUGGUUUGAGAUUUUAUGCUAUAUUUAGCCUGGUGUGCUCA
This is a messenger RNA of Nicotiana tabacum (common tobacco), 3947 nucleotides long. The record is from RefSeq and is a predicted model, not a curated record. Lineage: Eukaryota; Viridiplantae; Streptophyta; Magnoliopsida; Solanales; Solanaceae.